CGGAGACUGUUGAGUCACAAUUUUCACUUUCAGUCUCUCCCACAAUUGAUCACUCACUUUGAUUUAAUCCGGAAAUCUCUGCUUGUAAUGUGUUCAUCCUUAAUAUGACUUAAAUUGACAUGCUUAUCUCGGCUCACAACAGAAGCAGUUUAGUUUCCAUCUUGUUGUUGACAGUUUAACCGACGGAGAUGUGGCCGCCUGUGUUCUCCAUGAUUGUGGCCGGUGUGCUCUGCGUGUUCCCGGCUGUCGUCUCCGUAGACUCAGAGAUCAAAGUCUACAAGCAGGUGGGCGAUGAAGUUGACUUCAAACCGGGCUGCCCCUCCGAGACCAUCACGGGGAUAUUGUGGAAAAAAGGGGUUGACUUCGCCAUCGAAUGGGAUGGAAAGGGUAUUGACUCGUAUCGUCAUUUCAAAGAGCGUGGUGCCCUGAACAAUGCAACUGGAGAGAUGACGCUCAGAGGACUGACUCUUAAUGACAGUGGAUUAUACACAGCAGAAAUUAACGAAUUGCCCUGCAAGUAUCCAACACGUCUCAUAGUCAUCCUUCCCGUUCCUAAACCCACUGUUAGUAAAACAUGUGACGAAGAGAUGACCAAGUGUACGUUGACCUGCAAUGCAAUCAUCACCAACGCUGAGCCGGUCGAAUAUGUAUGGAAUACAGAUCAUUCUGUUACAACUCCUGUGCUAAACAUUACAAAGGACGAAAGUUCAAGCACGUUUGAAUGUUGGCUGAACAACCCGGUCAGUCAACAGCACAGCGAACCGUUUUCAAACCCUUUCACUCGAAAGCUGAACAUGUCCGCAGGACUCACAGUCCUCAUCGUUCUGCUGGUAGCUGUGAUCCUGACCGCUAUCAUUCAUAGAAUUAAAGCAGGGAUGUGGUUCUUUGAAAAAGCAUCCAUGCCAUGGGAAGCAGACUUCUGGAGGAAGCCACAAACAGAUGCUGCUGAAUCUAAUGGCACCGCUGCUCAAGAGGGACUAACAGAAGAGACACCGAUGAAACCAAACGCCGGGCAUGAAGAGGAAAUGUAGAUAUAUGUAUUUACAGUACAUAUAUUAUUGAACAAUGUGUAAUAGUGGUGGCAGCUACAUGCCUCAAAUCAUAAUGAAGCAGAAAAGUGAGGGAAAUGUUUUUUAUAAUUAAUAAUAUAAUUCUUUUUUUUAUAAAUAUAUAUUUUAGACACAAAACUGACAAAAGUGGAUACAAAGGUCCACUUUAUUAGUCUAAAAUACUUUUUUAAGACCAGUAAAAACCAUUUUAAAGACAGAGUUUGAUUGAGUCCAUUUCUGUCAAUACUGUCAGCUUUUUGUCGUUAGGAUACGUUUUUAAAUAAAGACGGUUUUUAAAUAUACCACUUUUAUGUUCAAAAACAGUUUCUCCAAUGCAGUUGCCAUAAACACAAAAUAAGCGUAUUUCUCUGAUAACAACCUCUGCUGAUAAAACCUUCCAUUAGGAUCACGUUUAUAAUUAAAAACAACCAAGACGUAUUAUAAAAAUGUCUUUCAAAUGGGAUAAAAGGGGAACUUUCUGGCUAGACGACCACAAUGCUGACUCAAAGGGAAAAAGGAUAGGUGCCAAAAUAUUUAACAUUUAGCAUUUAAAAGCAGAAAUGUUACUUUUAAAAUACUUGGAAGGGAAGUAUUGAAGUUACUGCUGAACACUACAGUUGCAGUGCAGAAAUAAAUAGUAGGAGAGAUUUGGGAUGUUCCUAUGAGGCACCGAGGGGCCUCGAAGCUUAGACAAUGCCAGGAAACCUUUGCAAAGCUCCCUUUCCUGAGAUAAGACAUCAUACCUGACACCGACGAGUACCUCGAGCUUUCUGGAGCAGCCUCACAGUGUUGGAGAGGAGAGUGUGUGUCUGGGGAGGAAGUGCACUGAUAUCAGAGGGGGAAGGAGACGCCAUUGUGUCCAACAAGCAAAGCAUUGUACUGUAAUGCAGCGAAUACUACGAGAGGCGUACAAAGACAUUUCAAGUCAGAUAUUUUUUGUGGGGUUUCAUUAAUGGUUAUUAUCAUUUACCAGAUUGUUUUCUCUGCUUUUAUUUUGGAAUUGGUUGAAAUGUGUGGUUUGUCUGUGGAUGCAAUAGAUGUGAGUUACUAAACGUUUGAAGACUUUUUUUUUCACGUUACACCCUUUUAGCUUAGUAUUUAUUGUAGAUUUAUACAAUGUAGAUGUUUGCUUGAAGGGAUUUUGUAUGGGCUGUGUGUGUAAUAAAACUAUAAGAAAAUAAUCCUGAAAUGGACCUUAUUAUUUUAUAACUAUU
Messenger RNA from Trematomus bernacchii (emerald rockcod), 2263 nucleotides. RefSeq lists its product as uncharacterized. The record is from RefSeq and is a predicted model, not a curated record. Lineage: Eukaryota; Metazoa; Chordata; Actinopteri; Perciformes; Nototheniidae. The transcript is spliced from 11 exons. The coding region runs from base 189 to 1031 and encodes 280 amino acids.